This is a messenger RNA of Nematocida minor, 756 nucleotides long. RefSeq lists its product as uncharacterized. The coding region runs from base 1 to 756 and encodes 251 amino acids. The transcript has a single exon. Lineage: Eukaryota; Fungi; Microsporidia. Gene Ontology annotation, molecular function: NAD+ poly-ADP-ribosyltransferase activity. The record is from RefSeq and is a predicted model, not a curated record.
AUGGUACAGAAUAAAUGGAGUAAAGUAUUUAUGUUGUUUAUUCCCUUUAUACUAUCUGAAAUAAUACUGCUAGAGGACAUAGAAACACCUGAAAGACACGGAUCAGUAACAAUCAACAGCACAAACAACAAGUCAAGCCAUCUCCACAGAAGACAGCACAUACCUAACAUCUACCCAAAGCAGAGCUCAAUGCCUAUCGAGGGAAUCAUGCACAACACACCGCACAUACAUAUAAGAGAACCGCAUAUGAACUACGCAGAGACGGAAGAUUCUGGCGAGUACAGAGUAAAAAAUAAAGAAAAAAUAGACUCCACUGAGCCUCUGUACAGAGCAUCCAAGCCAAUGGACAAAAGACUGCAGGAUCUUUUAUCAGAGAUAAAGAGAACAAAAAAAGAACAAGAAGCAUACAUCCGCACUUCCCUCAAGGUUGAGAAGAGACAGACGGAGUUGUCUAAAUUAAAAAAAGAAAAACUCUCGACAGCACACUCCAUUCAGCUAAUACAAAAUGAAAUAGCCAUGAUAGAGAAUACACUGGAGAGUUUGAAGGCACAAAUGCAAGGGCUGACAAAGAAGUAUGAAAAUGUAACAAAACAAAAGAUGGCAAUAGAAGAAGAGCUGAUCUCACUCGAGAAACAGCUGCAAAUAAAAAGAGACCUUCUGCACAGACUGCACCGACUGAAGAAAAAGUAUAACUGGCUGCGGAGUGAGUACAGCUACUACGACGAUAGCAGCGAUUAUUCUGCAGAGUAUAAAUAA